GACCGGGAAGAUAAUUCUGCCGCUCUUCUCUUUUCUCUCUCCGCCCCUUUUCUUCUGCCUUUUUAUCACGGCCUCUCCGGACGAGUCUCAGCGACUUGCUUUCUUUAUCGAGGGUCAUUGUCAUCUUUACCAUCUGCGUCACCUCCACGAUGAAGAUGCUGAAGGUGUCCGUGCUGGUUUGUGCCGUAAUGGUUCUGGCCACGGCUCCCGCAAGGGCUCGCCUGUCCAGGUGGAGCAUUUGUCCCAGUGGUUGGACCAGGAUCCGCGGCCGCUGCUUCUACUAUGUCUCGUCAACCCUGACUUGGGCUAAAGCCGAGAAAUACUGUCAGGCCUUGCGUGCGAACCUUGCUUCUGUGCACAACGCCUACGAGUACCGCAUGAUUCAAAGGAUGAUAUGGAGGAACACUCACGCUUACGGACGAACGUGGCUCGGAGGCUCGGACUGCCAAAAGGAGGGUGUUUGGUUGUGGACUGAUGGCACACGUUUCAACUAUCGGCACUGCGGGAAGUUUGACAACCUUUUCUGGGUGCAGCACUGCUUACAAAUGAAUUAUGGAGCUUACAGGUGCUGGGAUGACACACGAUGCUCCAAUAAACUUCCAUUUGUCUGUGCCAGAUAGCCUGUCGGGGUGUGAAGUACCUGUCAAAGUCACACACAGGUGGAUGCGUGUUGGUGAUUCAGACUCUGUCUUUGCGUUACCUGUCUCAUGCGUAACCUGAGGGCUCUGCAUCUCAUUUAAUUUCUUUUUUUAAUCUAUCGCUGUAAUGCUACUUAAGGAACAAAGCGACAGGUGUGCAGGAAUAGGACCGUGGAUGUCUGUUUGGCUUUGUGUCUGUAUUAAGAUGAUGCUUCAAAACAACUUUAUUCUGAGUGAACUGUUUCUCUUUAUGCAAAAAUAAAAGGCUCAAGCACUGCAACAA
Molecule: messenger RNA, 921 nt
Organism: Chelmon rostratus (copperband butterflyfish)
Lineage: Eukaryota; Metazoa; Chordata; Actinopteri; Chaetodontiformes; Chaetodontidae
Product: galactose-specific lectin nattectin-like
Exons: 5
Coding region: 150-620 (156 amino acids)
Biological process (GO): biological process involved in interspecies interaction between organisms
Cellular component (GO): external side of plasma membrane
Molecular function (GO): carbohydrate binding
Source: RefSeq, a predicted model, not a curated record